This is a messenger RNA of Bemisia tabaci, 3801 nucleotides long. RefSeq names its product ankyrin repeat domain containing protein 6 diego (gene dgo). Lineage: Eukaryota; Metazoa; Arthropoda; Insecta; Hemiptera; Aleyrodidae. The record is from RefSeq and is a predicted model, not a curated record. Gene Ontology annotation, molecular function: protein binding.
ACCAAGUCGAAAGUCGAAAAGUUUCACCGAUCACCGAUUGACGAUUUCUGAAUGAACUGACAGGUCCCUACGAAGUGAGCACGGGUGCGUAACGCUCAUUCAUUUGAUAAGUGCCAUUAAAUUUUACGCUCAGAAUCCAAACGCAAGUAGUUAUUCUCAGGAAUUCCCAUGCGCCGUGGAACGAUCUUGCCUCCGGUGUGUUUUAGUGACGGUUUUUUAUCCUAACACAGCAAUACAAUAGUUUCACGUCUCGCACAUAAAACGAAAGUUUCAGAAACCAGUUUCUGGAGCGCCAGUACUUAAAUUUCACUCGCUUACAAAUUGUCUUUUUAUGUCUUUAUUCAGCAUAUCUUCAACGUUUGCGUUAGUGGCUGUUCGAUCGCACCUAAUUACUUUUUCACGUUGUUCCCGUUAGUGGACGAGUCCGUUAUUUUAUUGGCCCCCCUUUAUUUAUUUUGCUUUGAGUGACCAUAACUAAUCGUCAGUACGUUGAGUGUGUCGAGCUCAUUCUUCUCCUCCUUCCCAGAACUAAUCAUUUGCGCUCGCAUCUCGAUGUGAACAGUUAAAUCCUCUCUGUCAAGAAAGCCCCAAUUUUCAACUGACUGGCUGGAGCUGUAUUUUUUCUCUGGCUGGAUUCCUUUUAUUUUCCUGUUUUGCAACUCAGACGAUGGUAGGUAAUGCUGGAAGAAGACCUACGACUUGCAGCCGGCCGUGGAGACAUCCAGCUCGUCACUGAGCUGUUAGAACGAGGCACCAAACCAACUCCAGGCCCAACUGGUGUCACCCCACUUCAACUUGCAGCAGCUGAAGGACAUGAAGAAAUUUUGAAAUUGCUUAUCAAACAUAACUGCUCAGUAGACAGUCAAGAUACAGAGCAUGGAAACACAGCUCUGCAUGAAGCCAGCUGGAAAGGCUACAGCAGGUGUGUUGCAAUUCUGGCAAAAGCGAAAGCUAACCUGAACCUGAAGAACUGUGGUGGAUUCACAGCAUUGCACCUCUGCUGUCAGAAUGGGCACAACCAAAGUUGCCGGGAACUUCUUUUGGCUGGAUGUGAUCCAGACCCCCAAAAUAAUUAUGGAGAUACCCCUCUUCAUACAAGCGCAAGAUAUGGACAUGCAGGAGUUACUCGCAUUCUAAUUAGCGCCCAAUGCCGUGUCUCGGAGCAGAACAAGAAUGGUGAUACAGCUUUACACAUCGCUGCAGCAAUGGGUCGGUCCAAACUCACUCGGAUUCUUCUUGAGGCAAAGUCGAACACAACUAUUCGUAACAAGCAAUGCGAAACUGCAAGGGAUAUUGCCAUAAGAAAAGACUUGGAUGCCAUCAUAAAUAUUCUAGACAAAAAGCAGCACAAUAAAGCCCAUAGUCGCUCUAAGAAACACUCAGAAAAUGUAAAUAAGUCGAGUGCUAAACCUCACCAUAGUACAAAACAUAAACACAAGAAAAAGGUUCCCGUGGAGAAUUUCAAACGGGAUGAUAACACCAAGCCCUGGUCUCCAUAUGGAUGUCAUUAUUAUCCAGAUCCGAAAGCAUUUCCCCGACCCAACUUGGAUUCUCUCCCGCCAGAACCGUUGCAAAAAGGCGAACAAUACUACCUAGAUUUAGCUGGAAAUAUCCGGAAGGGUCCAAUUGGCGUAGGCUACACAUGCUAUUGUGCGCCGUUCUUCCAACAAGUUGAAAAGCAGUUAAACCGCUCUAAAGCAGAGAUGAGCGAGUGCAUCAACCGGACAAGGCUCAGCUUGACGCAGCGAGUGGCUGAUUUAGAACGGCGAACGCACGGUCAGAUCUCAGCUCUGCGAGCGCGCACCCAAUGGCUCAGCCAGUCAGGACGCGUUCCAGGAAGUGCUAUUGGAGGCAGAAAACUGGGCGGUCGAACUCGCAGCCUUGAACUGGUUGCUAGCGAAAAGAGCGCAACUAAGGCUGACAAUCGCAGGAGCUUAGAGGUCCUGGAAGCUGAGGAGACCUGCGAUGAUUGUGUUGAAACAGGGGAAAUGCUUUCAGCAGUGCACGAUCUCUCGCACGACCUGGACAAGCUGAUCGCAUCGUCGCAACAGCUGCGAAUUUCUACCUGCGAACCUGAGGAGACAUCAGUGGCAGCAAUUCUCUCGGAGCUCUCGGAUGUGAAUGAGCGGCUCAAGUGCACACAACCAUACUGCUCAAACCAAACAGGGAAAGGCUAUCUGAUGGAUAAGUGGGAUUUAGAUCUACUCAUCAGUAAAGGAACUGGUUUCAGCAAGACGAACGCCAGCAGUGAGUCAAGCGAGCAUGGAGCGGAGCAGUUGGAUUCAGGAUACAGCACAAAGAUGUGCAGCAACUCACAAGGACCCUCCCCGUCCUUAUCUGGAAUUCUUGAAUGCGAGCAUCCUCGUCCACUCCAAAUCCAGGCAAAAUGUUUCGCUUCAUAGUGCAAUAUGUAUACAUGUAAUUAUUACUCAAGUUUGUGCCCUUAGCAAGUGCCUUUAUCUCCAGCUCUCUGGUACAUACAUCUCAACUCAUGUGAGUGUAGCCUCUUUUUUUAAGUAUUUCAGUAAUUUGGUCUCGAUUAUUUGUUGUAACCGGUUUUCCUGUAAAGAAUCUCAAAGUUCACCAUCAUAACAGCCUCAAAAAAUUUGAUGUAGGUUUUUUUUUUUUUUGUUGUUCAUAUCUGCUUUCCAAUAAUUGUGUACUUGAUUUAUGUUGACACAUGCUACCAGCUCUUCUUUAAUCAUUCUUUUGAUUUGUAAGUAUCAUCGAAUUUAUACUUCUCUAUAUUGAGUCAUCUUAAAGUUUUCGAAACGAAUCUCUGCAGAACAAUUUUUUCUACAUCAGUGAAAACAGAAUGUCUGACUUUUUUUCCCCUUUGAAGGUCAUGUUACUUUUGUGCUUCCGUCCUAUAUUUACCGAGUGUGCAUUACUUAGUGUAGUGAAUGCACAUAUUUCCCUGUGCAAUCAAAUCUUUUUGUGUCUCUUAUGAAUGUAUGAAAAAUUCAUUCUCUCUGGAAAGCUCCUAAUUUUUUAAUGAUUGUCGUAUUUAAAGAAAGGAAUUUAACAUGGAUGAUGAAACUGCAGAGUUGUGAAUCUCGGUUUGCUCCGUUGCAGACUUCUUAUCAUACUUCAUUUUCUACCCCAAAAACUACCAGAUGUCAUAUAUUGGAAAGUUCUGUGAGCUCUCUGCUCUGUAUAAAAAAUGUGCUAUGAACAUUUGAAGCCAUGAUGUUGGAUUGGACUUCUUUUAAGAAAUAAAAUAAGAGCAGAGAUUCUGAAAUACCGCAACCGAGAUAUGCUUUUUUGCAGUCUCUUUGUCAAUGUUUUUUUUUUUUUUUUUUUUUAAUUCCUGUUUAUUUCUGUACCAGUUAUACUUUAAGAGCAACAAAAAGUUCUGAUGAUUUGCCUAAUUUUGUCUACUUUAUGAAUUCUCUACAUUUAAGGCUGCUGGAAUGACUUCGAAAUCUAUUGGAAUCGAUCACUGUUUAGUGAUUUCUUUUUUAUCCACCGCCAUUUUGUAAAUGUUUAUUCAGUAUUUUACACAGAUCAUGUGCGCUAGUAUUCUAGCUCUGCACCCAUAAUAUGGAAAUAUUUUUUCCUCAUUGCAGUAGCAAACUAUUGCAAUUUAUCGUUUUUUCAGUCGACCAUGAAAUGGAUUAUAUUUUUUAAUCCUUUACCAUAGCAAAUGUUCUCAUCAUUCAAUCCAUCCAUCUAUUUAUUUACCCGAUUUUAUAUUUAUUUUAACUUAUUUAUCUAUUUAUUCACCUGUGCAUUUAUCUGUAAUGUGUCUUAUAAUGUUUUUCUUUUUUCAUUUUCUUAUUAAAAUCAUUUUUAUUUUCA